This is a messenger RNA of Malaya genurostris, 1221 nucleotides long. Its product is annotated as lipase 1-like. The record is from RefSeq and is a predicted model, not a curated record. Gene Ontology annotation, molecular function: hydrolase activity, acting on ester bonds. Lineage: Eukaryota; Metazoa; Arthropoda; Insecta; Diptera; Culicidae. Gene Ontology annotation, biological process: lipid metabolic process. The transcript has 3 exons. The coding region runs from base 1 to 1221 and encodes 406 amino acids.
AUGGUGCGUGUUAUUUGGUUACUGGUGCUGUCUUCAGUCCAUGUCUGUCUUGUCCAAUGUGGAUUCCGCAACAGCUCAGCACCAUUUCUGAUGGAGGAGGAAGACGCUCUGUUGACGGUGCCCCAGUUAAUUCGGAAGAAUGGCUUCUCGGUGGAGGAACAUCGGGUUCGAACAGAGGACGGAUAUCUGUUGACAAUGUUCCGAAUUCCACCCAGAAAACCGGGACUACGGAAACAUCCGGUUUUCAUGAUGCACUCUCUGUUCAGUAGCAGUGCCGAUUGGGUUCUGAUCGGUCGGAAGCACGGGUUAGCCUAUCUACUGGCAAAUCGUGGCUACGAUGUUUGGAUGGGCAAUGCUCGAGGUUCGCGUUACUCGAAACGACACGAGCGCUACAGUGUCAAUUCGUCGCAAUUUUGGGACUUCAGCUUUCACGAAAUCGGAUUUUAUGACGUCCCAGCGUUUGUGGAUUAUGUUCUAGCAAACACCGGAAGCCAUCGACUUCACUAUGUAGGGUUUUCGCAAGGUGCUUUGACAGGUUUCAUAGCCCUAAGUGACCGUUACGGAAUGAACGAUAAAAUAAUCGAACUACAGGCUCUUUCACCUGCUGUCUACAUGCACCGUAGCUUAAGUGGUUUCAUAAAACUGUUAGUGUCCGUUGUUCGACCACUAACGGAUGCGUUGGAGUUCAUUCAAAGGUACGAAUUCUUGCCGUACAUUGAAGGGCAGUACAAUUUUUAUCAAGCGGUAUGUCCAGCACCGGCCCAAACUAUCUGUCGGACAUUGAUCUACGAUGUUGUCGGUAUGAAUCCAGACCAGCUGGACGUGAAAACGCUAAGAAUUUUCCUGGGACACUUCCCGGCGGGUUCAUCGCUGAAGCAGGUAAAACACUACUCGCAAAUCAUUCGGGAUGGAAUUUUCCGGCAGUUCGAGUAUGGCGACUUGGCUAUCAAUUUGAACCGAUACGGAAGUCCUCAAGUUCCCCGGUACAAUCUAUCUCGAGCAACGGUUCCAGUGAGAACGUACUACGGAUAUAACGAUCACGUGGUCAACUAUCUUAAUGUGCUGCAGCUGCAGCAGGAGCUACCGAACCUAGUGGGAAGCUAUCCGGUGCCGGACAAACUGUUCAGCCAUAUUGAUUUUAUUCUUGCUAAUAAUGUCAAACAGGUGCUCUAUGAUGAAGUUGUCCGCAACGUGGAAAAGGCGGAUGCAGAAGCCUUUUGA